Molecule: messenger RNA, 8475 nt
Organism: Myotis brandtii (Brandt's bat)
Lineage: Eukaryota; Metazoa; Chordata; Mammalia; Chiroptera; Vespertilionidae
Gene: PDE3A
Product: phosphodiesterase 3A, cGMP-inhibited
Exons: 14
Coding region: 37-2424 (795 amino acids)
Biological process (GO): oocyte maturation; positive regulation of oocyte development
Cellular component (GO): cytosol
Molecular function (GO): 3',5'-cyclic-AMP phosphodiesterase activity
Source: RefSeq, a predicted model, not a curated record
UCUUCAGGAACCAGUAUCACUGUGGACAUUGCUGUGAUGGGCGAGGCUCACGGCCUCAUUACCGACCUCCUGGCAGACCCUUCUCUGCCCCCCAAUGUGUGCACAUCCUUGCGGGCCGUGAGCAACCUGCUCAGCACCCAGCUCACCUUCCAGGCCAUUCACAAGCCCCGAGUGAAUCCUGUCGUUUCCUUCAGUGAAAACUAUACCUGUUCUGAUUCUGAAGAAAGCUCCGAAAAAGACAAGCUGGCUAUUCCCAAGCGACUGAGAAGGAGCUUGCCCCCCGGUUUGUUGAGACGAGUUUCGUCGACUUGGACAACCACCACCUCAGCCACAGGUCUACCCACUUUGGAGCCGGCCCCAGUACGGCGGGAUCGCAGCGCCAGCAUCAAACUGCAUGAAGCACCUUUACCAAGUGCUGGUAGUUCUGAUUCUUGGAAUAACCCUGCGAUGAUGACCCUCACCAAAAGCAGAUCCUUCAGUUCGUCCUAUGCCGUUUCUGCAGCUAACUAUGUAAAGGCUAAAAAGCCAAGUCGCCCAGGUGCCCUCGCUAAAAUUUCACCUCUUUCAUCGCCCUGUUCCUCACCUCUCCAAGGGACUCCGGCCAGCAGUCCAGUCAGCAAAAUUCCUACAGUUCAGUUUCUAGAAUCUGCCGACACAACUGCCAAACCGGGCCUAGGUUCGCACAGGGCCUUAACUUACACUCAGAGUGCCCCUGACCUGUCUCCUCAGAUACUGACGCCACCUGUCAUAUGUAGCGGCUGUGGCAGGCCAUAUUCCCAAGGCAAUCCUGCUGACGGGCCCCUGGAGAGCAGUGGUACAGCCAUUCGGACACCAAGCAGAACGGAUGACACUGCUCAAGUUACCUCUGAUUAUGAAACUAAUAACAACAGUGAUAGCAGUGAUAUUGUACAGAAUGAAGAUGAAACCGAGUGCCCAGCAGAGCCGCUGAGGAAAGCUUCAGCUUGUAGCACCUAUGCGCCUGAGACCAUGAUGUUCCUGGACAAACCAAUUCUUGCUCCUGAACCUCUUGUCAUGGAUAACUUGGACUCAAUUAUGGAGCAACUAAAUACUUGGAAUUUUCCAAUUUUUGAUUUGGUGGAAAAAAUAGGAAGAAAAUGUGGCCGUAUUCUUAGUCAAGUAUCAUACAGACUGUUUGAAGACAUGGGCCUCUUUGAAGCUUUCAAAAUUCCAGUUAGGGAAUUUAUGAAUUACUUUCAUGCUUUGGAGAUUGGAUACAGGGAAAUUCCUUAUCAUAACAGAAUCCAUGCUACUGACGUCUUACAUGCUGUUUGGUAUCUUACUACACAACCUAUUCCUGGCCUCUCAACUGUGAUUAAUGAUCAUGGAUCAGCAAGUGAUUCAGAUUCUGACAGUGGAUUUACACAUGGACACAUGGGAUAUGUAUUCUCAAAAAUGUACAAUGUGCCAGACGAUAAAUAUGGAUGUCUGUCUGGAAAUAUUCCUGCCUUAGAGUUGAUGGCACUGUAUGUGGCUGCAGCCAUGCAUGACUAUGACCACCCAGGAAGGACUAACGCAUUCCUGGUUGCAACUAGUGCUCCUCAGGCGGUGCUCUACAAUGAUCGCUCAGUUCUGGAGAAUCAUCACGCAGCUGCCGCAUGGAACCUUUUCAUGUCCCGGCCAGAGUACAACUUCUUAGUUAACCUUGACCAUGUGGAAUUUAAGCAUUUCCGUUUCCUUGUCAUUGAAGCAAUUUUGGCCACUGACUUGAAGAAACACUUUGACUUUGUAGCCAAAUUUAAUGCCAAGGUAAACGAUGAGGUUGGAAUAGAUUGGACCAAUGAAAAUGAUCGUCUACUAGUUUGUCAAAUGUGUAUAAAGCUGGCUGAUAUCAAUGGGCCAGCUAAAUGUAAAGAGCUCCAUCUUCAGUGGACAGAGGGUAUUGUCAGUGAAUUUUAUGAACAGGGUGACGAAGAGGCCAGCCUUGGGUUACCAAUAAGCCCCUUCAUGGACCGUUCUGCUCCCCAGCUGGCCAACCUUCAGGAAUCCUUCAUCUCUCACAUUGUGGGUCCUCUGUGCAACUCCUAUGACUCAGCUGGACUGAUGCCAGGGAAAUGGGUGGAAGGCAGUGAUGAGUCAGGAGAUACCGAUGACCCAGAAGAAGAGGAGGAGGAAGAAGAAGCACCAAAUGAAGAGGAAACCUAUGAAAAUAAUGAAUCUCCAAGAAAGAAAACUUUCAAAAGGAGGAAAAUCUGCUGCCAAAUAACUCAGCACCUCGUGCAGAACCACACGAUGUGGAAGAAAGUCAUUGAAGAGGAGCAGCGGUUGGCGGGAAUCGAAAGCCAGUCCCCGGGCCAGUCUCCCCAACAGCACUCCUCAGAACACAUCCAGGCCAUCAGGGAAGAAGAAGAAGAAAAGGGGAAGCCGAGAGAAGAGGAGACCCUAACCCCACAGCCAAACCAGUGACAGUGGAUAGAAUGAGCUCUGCCUCGAAACCCAGUGACUUGUCACAGACUCUUUCCAAGCCAGCACAACACUUAGACACAACACUGUAGAAAUACGAGAAGAUGAGCAAAUGGCCAUUGCAUUUGGGGAGUCUUCGCAUUGUAUGUGUUUAUUUUUACAGUGAGGUACAUGGUUAAAAACUCUUGCUCAGAGAAGCUUUCACGUUGCAACACCAGCUUCUAAAGAUUUUUUUUUUAAAGGAAGAAAUAUAUAUGUGUGUGUGUAUAUAAGCUCUCACAUAGAUACAUGUAAAAUAUAUUCACACACACACAACACACAUACACACUGAAAGCCAGAAGUACUGGCUCCACGUUUUAGUAACAUUCAUAUUAAGAUAUAUAGUGGUCACUGUGAUAUAAUAAAUCGUAAAAAGAAAAAAUAAAGGAAAACGAAGGAAAUGGUGAGGCUUAGCAGGGAACAGGGCAGCCAAUGUAGGUUACAACUAAGAAGCUUUUGCUCUUAAGACUGAGGGAUGAACGUUCCAGAGAAUUAUUUGAAUUCUUGUACACCCUACCAACAUUGUGUGUGUGUGUGUGUGUGUGUGUGUGUGUGUGUGUGUGUGUGUGUGUGUGUGUUAGAGAGAGAGAGAACUGAUGGUGUGUUUGUGGGUAUGGAUGUUAAUGUGUCUGUAAAGAGAGAUUUUUGUGGUUAGUAAUUUAUAGAAUUCCACCAGCAGAUGACUCAACACAUGUGAACAAACGGAGGGAAGUUCACUCUGGAGUGUCUUUGAGAGGCAGCCAUUCCCAAUGCCUUCCUCCAUUUAGCUUCAAUAAAGGUCCCUCUGCAGAGGGAGGGGUGUUCACGGGCUGGGUGAGAGGGCCACGUGAUGGGUACUGCUGCUAAACACCGCUUGGAGGCUCUCCGUCACCAGCCUUAGACGUGGAAGACUGAGGCAUUUUCCAAUCUACUGGCCUAAUGCAUGUGUCGGGGCUGUUUGUCUGCGAGUAUGCCUGUCACUCACCUAAGAUCAAAUCACUAUUAAGGGGAUGGCAUUCUUUAUGCAUAAACACCUAGGAAUAAGCUAGAGUCCAGUCUUUUCAUCAGGUGAGAAUUCUAAAAGGUUUUCCAGAGAAGACCUGGGAAUUGCUCUUCACGGUGAUCCCCAUGUCUUAAUCUGCUACAAACUGUGCCUGGUAGAAAACAGAAAAAGAAAGGAAGGCAAACAGAAACCAUGUGAGAGAUGAAUGGGGAGACUUUCAAACUAGGGUUUGGUAUUGGUUGACACAGGGAAAGCCCGAUUCCCGGCAGCUGUUGAAGAUUGGCUUUUGGGUGGCAAAGGGCCCACGGACCCACCCUGUGGUGGUAUUCCACACGCUGUGUGAUGGGGUAGCUUCUAUCUGCAAUCUGGCCCAUUGUCAUGCUUCUUUUGGCAGGGAAGAGUAUGGAAGGGUUUGGGGGGACUGGGCCUAUUACUGAAAGUCUUUUUUUUUUUUUGGUUUAUUUGUUUAUCUACACUUGUUUAUGCUGUGAGCCAAACCUCUAUUUAAAAAGUUGAUACUCACUUUCAAUAUUUUAUUUCAUAUUAUUAUAUUUGUCAUGAAUAGUUAUCUUGAUGUAAAUAUAAAGAUUUUUUUGUUUCUGUAGAUAGUAAACUUUUUUUAAAAAACAAAAGGGAAAAUGAAACAUUUUUAUAAAGUUACAUUUUAAUCACCAUUUUUAUACAUUGAAGCUAUCUCCAAGCCCAGUAAGAGAGUGAUGAUUCAUUUGCAUGGAGGUCUUUGGACAGCCGCUCUUCUACCUACUCUAAUAUAAAUGAUCAUCUGAUACAGUUAUUUUGUGCCAAUUAAAUGAGGAUGCUGCAAGAAUGUUUUUUCACCAGUAACUUUUGCUAACUUUUGGGUAGCGUUUGGGUCCAUGACUCCCAAGGGAAAGACUUUUUAAACAACACCGAAUGCUUAUCAUUGGUGUCCAUUUCUUCCCAACACCUUUUGGGUGUAACUCUUCCUUCAGUACGAUAGACAGACCUGCUCGUCAUCUAAGCAAGCUCCUAAGUAAGUCUUGAUUGUGAUUUUUACUUUUUAUUUCCUCUGAAGUCAUAGAAAAGAGCGUUUACAUUAAACAUGCCUUUGUUUCUCAUAAAUGAUUAUCUUUCCCUUCCAAAGCAAUGAUUUUACAGUAAUUCACGACAUUUGUCAAACAAGGCAAAGAUAAUACAAUAAAAAAUAACAUGGUUUCAAGGCAGAUUUUCCAAUAAGUAUGAAAAUAUUGAAAGGAUGAAAUUAGUAUGAAAAUAUUGAAAGGAUGAAAUUGUUGCCGACUCUAAAUAAUGAGGAUAUUUGCUUUUUUUUUUUUUGUCUUCAUUAUUUAGGACUUACUGAGUUUUCCAUUUUCUUAGUAUUGCCUACGUGCCUUUAUGUUUGCAAAAGUUAUUUUGAGUCAGUACAUUUCCCCAAUGAACUUAACUAUUCUUCCCUUGCUAAUAAGAGAAAGAAAAAAGAAGGAUUUAGGCUCACAUACCGCUUAAGUCUAGUUCCUUCACCAAACUGAUCUUUUCCCCCUUCUCCAAAUGCCAUACUUUCUAAAAUAAAUAUAAGUCCAGGAAAGAUCUAGGUGUGGAGCAAGUAGAAUGGCAGGAGAACAGAUGUGAGUCUGUAACCUUAUAUGAGCAGCUUCGUCCAAGCGGCUUGACCCCAAGCAAAGGCCAGAGUACAGGCCUCAGUGAACGGCCUGUUUUGUUUGUUUUGUUUUAAAGCACAUGAAGGAAUGAUGGCCAAAGCAGUUGGAACCUCUUCAUUCCAGAGUUGUGUUUAUCAGUCUAAGCAGACUGAUCAUUUUCCUUCAAAAAUAAAUUAUCCAGAUAUUAAAGCAGGAAGUCAAUUGAAAUGAAGGAACAGAGACUCAUCAAGUAUGUGUCCCUUUCAUACACACCCAGUACAUCCCCAAGGAUGCCUAGGGACAUAGAAAGUCAUUUCUGCUCGCGAAGUUCUCCCCCCUCCUUGAUGACAGCAAUAUUAUUGUGUUCACUUCCAACUGCGGAGAUUCAUUCCUUGAAGUGUAUUUGUUGCAAUUUGUUACAUUUUUAUAGGAGUCUAUUUAUAGGUGCCAUUAGAUAAACUCAGGUCUUUCAAAUGAAGGAAUUUCUGGCCCAUUUAGGGGAAAAGAGAAUUGUAUAGGCAGCCAUGAAACCAAUGGUAGAAAAGGUUGGAACUAACGACCUUGAUGCUAGUGGUGGUUCUCCAUGGAGGAAAAGACCAGGUGUAAUACGAGUGAUAUUGAUGUCUUUCUAGCCAUCUAAGCCAACUUUUAAAAUAGUUUCUUUGGUGAAAACACCACUUUAAGGUGUUUUUCAAGUGUAAUUUUUUUCUCAUUUAUAUCACACCUGGUUUUGUUCUCAGCAGAAGAUGAAGACAGUAGCCCUGUACAGGGAUAUAUCUAUUGGUCUUCAUCUGACAAGAUAAUUUCUUCAUAUUAUGUUUAAGAAAAUAUCCACUUUAUAAAAACAGAAUAUCCAAUUUUGUCCAGUCCAUUUUGAUGGAAUUCAGAACAAGUUCCAAUCACUGCAAUCCCAGUAAAACUGAAGAAAAGGGGUUGCAUGUCGUGUAGACUGUUCAUAUUACAUGUAUGUAUUGCGAUUUCCUCGUGUCCCCUGCCUCUCUUGGUUCACGAUUUCCUGAUGUCCCUGUCACUUUCCCAGAGAACUUUCCUUGAAGGUAAAAGCUGUGCAAAAGGCAUGAGUCUCAGGCCUAUACUUUGUUUAAAUGAUGGAAAAACAUAAAUUAUUUUCUAAGUAAUAAAGAUAUGAAAAUUAUCAUUGUAAAUAAAGUUUAAAGUUUGAAAUAACUGCUUUACAAAUGUGAACUAUUUGUGUGAUGGACAAUUUUUGCCUAAUGAGAAGCGAAUAAUCAAAAAAUUAUUAUCUAUUCUACGUUGGAAGGUCUUUUUGGUGCUUCUGUGUCAGUAUGGGGAUCUCUACUGUCCUCAUUUUCAAUAUUUCUAAAAUAAUAAUGAAAACCACAAUAAGAGUCUUAUCAUCCUUUUCUUCUAACCUAACCCUGAUUUCUACUUAAUGCCUUAUCUAGUUUAUAUGCCAUUUUAGAAAUAAACUGCCUUUUAAACUGUCAUAAGACUCAAGUACAACAGAGUUCUGCAAACUUUCAUAGUCUAGAGUAAAUCAAGAUAUUCCUUAUUCUAGAGAUUAUCAGUAAUGCUUACGGGGGGAAAUAAAUCAAAUUUUAAGUGCUAGUAGCUGAACUCUGUAUAAUUGAUAGCUAAAGUAUCUACAUACUUUGAACCAAAUUGGGUUUCUUUCAUUCACCUUCUCUCCUAACAAGCAGCAAAAUACUUUAUGCCCAUUGUUCUAGUUCAUUCAUUUCUCUCAUGAUUUUUUUCGCGAGGUAAAACUGUGAACUUGCUGAUAUUGUCCGUUCAUUUUUCUUAGUUGUUCAACAAAAUGAAAACCUUAAUGUAGGAGACAGAUUAGCCAUGUUAUGUAAAAGGCAUUCCAAAACUAAAUUACUCUUAGAAUUUCUAAUCAGAGGGAAAUAAUACCAGUCCUAUAUUCAUACCAGUUUGUUCCUCUAGAAAACAUUCAAAUUCCUAUUGAAAAUUUGGGGGUGAAUUACUUAAACUAUAAGCACUGAGUAAAUGAAGCUACAAACCAUGCAUUAGCUAAAGAACUUAAAUUGAGUUUCCAUAAGCAUGUGUAUGUUUCGUACUAGAGAACCAUAGAGAAGAACACAAACAUGUUUUUCAGUCUGUGUUAUGCACCUUGGAUUUUAGGCAAUUUCAUUUGCCAAAAUGAUGCUGCUUUUUUCUAACUUAAGGGUUCUUUCACCUUACCUAAACUUAUCUUUAUGUUCAGACUAUCAAGUCAUUCGAACAGCAGGUGACAAAAAUAAUAACUGGGCAUUUUGUUGCUAAACAUGUUUGAAGAUACAAACUGAAGAUUAAGGAUUUGUUUUAUUGUUGGAACUCAGUGUUAAUUUGCUUUAAAAAUACUGAUUCAAUAUAAAUUACUUGAAUACAGGGAAGACUAUAAACUAUAUAAAAUGAUAUAUCGAUGGAAAACAAAAUUAGUUUUUAACAUAUGCCUAACGUUCUAAAAAGAAUCCAAGUUCUCCAUAUUAUACUUUUAAGGUAAAGUACCUUGACAGGUGUGGGUAUCUGUGGAUUUCUGCUUCACUGAGGAGCUGUGGAACACAGAAGAAAAGUCAAGCCUUCUUAUUGAUAAGAAAUACUGAACAUGUCCAUGUUCAGAUAGAUUUCCUCAUGGUUUCAUAUCAAGAAAUCAUUUUUAAUCAUGCAAAUAAUGCAAUAAAAAAUGCUUCACAGAUAGUAAUAUUUAAUCACCAAAUGUACUUUCAAGAAUCUUUACAUUUGAUUUAUUUUUAACCAAAGCUGUUCAUUUGUUAUUCAACUUAAAUGAAACCCACAAAAUGACAUUCCAUGAUAUAGAGAUGCUAAAUAUAUUGAUAUAAUCAGAACUAGUAUUAUAUAACAGGAAACUGUAAAGAUGAAUAUUUAUUUUUUUUCUAAUGUCCUUUAACUCAGGGAGAAAAAUUUUUUAUGAAGAGUCUAAUAAAUGCAUGUGAUAGAGAAAUUUACUCCCAAUGAUUUAAUUAGAUUAAGUGUACAAAUUAUACUCAGAGUUCUGAGUUACCUUAAGAAAAAAGGAUGUAUUAUCCAGCUACUUAAUCAUGUUUUAGCUUAUUUUAAGAUAAAUGGUAUAUCGGUAGAGGUUAUAUUUUACUAAAUUAUAAUGCAAUUUAAAACCUAAAUACUUAUCUUCAUUACCAAGAAAAGUUAAAUCUUAUUAAUCUUGACUUCCACAGAUGAAACACUGACCAGUCAAUAAACCACACUCACUGCAUUCAUCUGCCAAGAGUGAUCAAAUGGUCGCUUGGAAUUUGAAAUUUAUAAAUAGAAAAGAACUUAAAAAUAUUUGUAAAGCUUUAAUGUUUUAACUAAAUUUUUGGUGUCAGUAGAAAUACCUAUUUCCAAUGAAACAGAAACUACAGCAGGGAAUCAGGGAAUUCGUGUCUUCUAAAAAAAAAAUAAAGUCAAAGGCAUAGG